Messenger RNA from Hyposmocoma kahamanoa, 2022 nucleotides. Its product is annotated as dynein regulatory complex subunit 5. NCBI's taxonomy places the organism in Eukaryota, Metazoa, Arthropoda, Insecta, Lepidoptera, Cosmopterigidae. Gene Ontology annotation, cellular component: nucleus; cytosol; perinuclear region of cytoplasm. Gene Ontology annotation, molecular function: small GTPase binding; GTPase activator activity. Gene Ontology annotation, biological process: nucleocytoplasmic transport; activation of GTPase activity. The transcript is spliced from 6 exons. The record is from RefSeq and is a predicted model, not a curated record. Bases 235 to 1713 code for a protein of 492 amino acids.
GAGACGCUGGCGAUGAUCGCCAUAAUUUUUAUAUUAUUCUUAUAAAACUAACACUGGCACAAGCCUAGUGGCCGUCAUUAAGAAAAUACUAAUUAAUUCCAUAUAAACUUGGAGCGAUAGAAAAAAACUCUAGUAUUUUUAUUGUUAGUAGUUGGUGCCUACGCAACGAUAAUUUUAUUAUCUAAAAGGGUGAUAAUAAGUUGUGUAUACAUUUUCAAGAACUAAAAUAUCAAAAUGAAGAUUCCGUAUGUAGUACCUUAUAAUACGAGGAAGGCUUAUGCCACCUCGCCUGUCAUGUUAAAUUCUGUUGGCGAGAUCAACCGCAAGACAGUGCCUGAAAAUUUCGAAUGGGAUGAUGAGAUUACUCCUGCACCGCUCACCUUCUUGGCUGCUAGUGCUCUAGCUAUCAUAUUCCACCGAAUCAAUCCCCUGCACGUAAUCUUGCAGAAAGAUGUUGACAUACUCAUGGAUUUGUAUCCUUCAUCUAUACCACUUAAAUUUAGUGUACCACUAAUAAAGGAUGAACGAUAUUGGCAAAGAUGUUGCGAGGAAAUAUUUCCAAGACAAAAUGAACUUAACGUUAAAUUUUGGAAAGGAAAGUAUUUGUCUGCCUGCUUGCGGGAUUAUUUAGAAAACGCUAAUCCUGACGUUUUCUUACAAGAUGAAGCUGGAGAUCUAGCUCAUUUGGUGGCACCGUAUAUUUACGAAUUAAGACUAAAUCAGUUGCAAAUGUGCCGACAGCCGACUCCUCCUUACCCGAAUGAUUACGUUGUCGAAGACUAUUGCACCUACAGCGUUCCUAAAGUCUACGACCAUAUCCCACUAGAGCCAGUGCUUGUCAGAUUGUAUAAUCUCGAAGAGAUAACUUUAGUUUUUGGUAUCAAUGGCCUUAAUGAGAAAUAUUUACCACGAUAUUUCGAAUUCUCCCUGGCAGACAUUGAAUCUCUAUGUAAGGGACUCGAGAACUUGCGACAUUUAAAAACAUUUCGCAUCAAUCGCAGCAACUUAGACUGUUCUAAAGUAAAAAUGAUUUUAGAAAAUCUAGUAAAGAAAGAAACUAUAGAAGAACUCGACUUCAACCACUGUAAAAUUGGCGAUUAUGGUAUGAAAGCAUUGGGUGGCUUUAUUUUCAUACACAAAAAUUUAAAAAGGGUGAGAAUAGCAAAUAAUCGAUUUAAAGACGAGGGAGUACAAGGUAUCGCAUAUGCUUUACAAAUGAAACCAGCUGCACCUAUCGAGCUUAUAGAUUUCAGUCUAAACCCAAUGUCGCUAAACUGUGCGACUAUGUUCGCUGCAGCAUUUGUCCGAUGCAAAGAAAAACCACAAACCUUAAUUGUAAACUCUUGCGGCUUCUCAGGGAAGUCAGCCGAAAAGAUGGCGGGUCUCUUGUGUCUAAAUCGAGGCUUGCUUAAAUUUGAAAUCGCAGCUAAUGACUUGUCCGGUGAAGCCGAGACCACACUUAUCAACGCAUUAACUUUGAACAGAAACAUUCAAACUAUUGAUCUGCGAAGAACACACAUUUCGGACGAAACUAAAGCCAAGGUUGACGAAUUAUUGAAGCGCAAUCACGAUUUGCUCGGGCAAGAUAGGGAACCGAGUGAUGAUAUUCCGCCCUUGUAUCUCAAUGAACCUGAAUAUCUCAUCUGGGAGUACAACCCGAACAAUCCCGAUUACAUCCCUGGACGGUAUCCUGCUCGAAUACCGGAAGUAUAGAUUGGUCGUUGCAAGAAUUGUUUGUAUACUGAUUACGUACAUCCAGCUUAAUAAUAGAUAACCCAUACUAUAAUUUUAACUGAAUACAGGUGGUAUUCAUUAUAUAAAUAUUUUUUCUGAAACCUUUAAAUAUUAUGUUUGUCGUUAAUUGUAAAAGCGAAUUACGUCCUUGUAAUUAAAUUUUGAUAUAAUGAGCUUUUAGCAAAUUAAUGUGUAGUAAUUUUAGUUCUUAGUACUGCCGUCUAUGCGAUGUUAGUGCAAUUAUUGGAGUUUACUUUUAUAAUGAAAUAUAUGACUAAAUGUGAUACU